AUUUACCAACUCUUUGUCCCGUUGUCUUCAAUCAUUACAUCUACAUCCUCCCGAUAAGAAGCAGGUGACGCGUUGACCAAAACAUACCCUUACUCCAUAUGGUUGAGGGCAUAGCGUCAGUGUGAUCAUCGUAACGAGGAGGCCACCUGAUGAAAAUUCUCAUUUCUUUGCAGGUCGCGCUAGAAUUGAAGCAACAACAUCAUUCGCUGGUUUGCUCUGUUCUUCCUGUGAAGAGAGUUUUUUUGAUGGAGAACAAUAAUUAUCCACAAACUUAUCCGAGUUUCCAAUACUUUCCUCCUCCGUCAGCAUGGAUCGAUCCGGAUUCUAUAUCGUCCAAUGACAAUAAAACUCCAACGUGGGUUAUUGUUGGCGUAGUCAUUGUUGCCGUCAUGCUCUGCGGUUUCCUUUUCUACUACAUCCGGAGGCGAGAGAAGAAAAUCUGGAAAAAAGUGGCCUUAGCAUCUGCUUCGGCCACAAAGCCAUCUCCUCCCGCUUCGCCGAUUAAGGAUCUAGAUCUACCUGAGGAACCUGGCACUAAGCCUUGGCCUGGCAUGCCGCCUCCCAUGAUGGCGCCAAUCGCCAUGGCACCCCCAAUUACCAUCCCGGGUGAUUGUCAGAUAUGCGGGCAUAGAGGAGGGAGAUAUUAUUUCAAGUAUACUUGCCCUGAGUGUAGGCAUAAGUUAGUGUAUGAUGAAACGUAUCCAAACGAUUAAUGAGACAGAAAUCACAAUAGUUUUUCUCAUCUUAGUGUAUGCACAUUAAUUUGGAAGCUUCUAUCUAUGUUUUGUGUGAAACUUGAAUGAUGCAUGACGAUAAAUGGUCUACUUUACUGUACAAUG
Molecule: messenger RNA, 839 nt
Organism: Eucalyptus grandis
Lineage: Eukaryota; Viridiplantae; Streptophyta; Magnoliopsida; Myrtales; Myrtaceae
Exons: 2
Coding region: 150-713 (187 amino acids)
Source: RefSeq, a predicted model, not a curated record